UAUCCGCUUUCACACUGUUCUUUAAACACUUUCGGCAUGGCUGCGGACAGCACUAUGUCUAACGGUCAGGAAACCGCCUCCCUGAAUGGCGAGCCCGCGCUCAAGCGUUCCCGGGAAAGCGGAGGGGUGGAAUCUCUGCGGAUUCCGCGGGAGCCUCAGAAUAAAGUGACGGUAGUGCUGGGCGCUCAGUGGGGAGAUGAGGGGAAGGGGAAAGUGGUCGACCUCUUGGCUAUGGACGCCGACAUUGUUUGCAGAUGCCAGGGAGGAAAUAACGCGGGACACACAGUGGUGGUCGACUUGGUGGAAUAUGAUUUUCACUUGCUGCCGAGUGGCGUUCUCAACAAAAAGGCCAUUUCUUUCAUUGGAAAUGGUGUUGUGAUACACCUGCCAGGGCUGUUUGAGGAGGCUGAGAAGAACUUGCAGAAAGGCAAUGGACUUCAAGGAUGGGAAGAACGACUGAAGAUAUCCGACCGGGCACAUAUUGUGUUCAACUUCCAUCAGGCAGUUGAUGGGAUACAGGAGCAGCUCAGACAGGAGCAGGCAGGGAAGAAUUUGGGCACCACUAAGAAGGGCAUUGGCCCUGCAUAUUCCUCCAAAGCUGCACGGAAUGGACUAAGAGUGUGUGAUCUGGUCUCUGACUUCUCAAUCUUUGAGGAAAAGUUUCGGGUGCUGGCUGGUCAUUUUCAGACCACAUACCCCAAACUUAACAUCGAUGUUGAUGCUGAACUUGAGCAGCUGAAGGGUUAUGCUGAAAGGUUACGACCAUUAGUAACUGAUGGAGUUUAUUUCAUGCACAAAGCCCUCACUGGGCCAAGCAAAAAGAUUCUGGUGGAAGGAGCCAAUGCUGCCUUACUGGAUAUUGAUUUUGGGACCUACCCCUUUGUGACUUCGUCAAAUUGCACCGUUGGAGGUGUCUGCACAGGCCUUGGUGUCCCCCCAUCUCAUGUUGGACGAGUGUAUGGAGUGGUGAAGGCCUACACCACUAGGGUCGGAGUGGGAGCAUUCCCCACUGAGCAAGAUAAUGAUGUCGGGAACCUGCUGCAGAGCAGAGGGAGGGAAUUCGGUGUCACGACAGGCAGGCGGCGUCGCUGUGGAUGGCUGGACCUGGUUUUGGUUCGCUACGCCCACAUGAUUAAUGGUUUCACAGCCAUUGCACUGACCAAAUUGGACAUUCUUGACACAUUGCCAGAAAUAAAGGUUGGCAUUGCCUACACUGUUGAUGGAAAGCCUCUUCCCAGUUUUCCUGCUAACAUGGAUGUGUUGACCAAGGUUCAAGUGACCUAUGAGACAUUACCUGGCUGGGGUUGUAGCACUGAGGGAGUGCACAGUUUUGAUGAACUGCCAACUCAGGCACAGGCUUACAUUCGCUUUAUUGAGAAUUUCCUACAGUUGCCAGUGAAGUGGGUGGGAAUUGGCAAGUCAAGAGAAAGCAUGAUAAAGCUGUUCUGACGAGAAGAAUUUGAAAACAUGAACUUCAUUUGAUGGUCUGCCAGGAUGUCUGACAUCAUGACAAUUGGGGAACCAGAACUUUUUUUAUAUAUGCAUCAGCGCUGAGUUUAAGACUGACCGUGGGUUUAGAAUCCAUAGAAUGUCCCACUCAAAGUGAACACCAGCAAUGUGUCUAGAGGUUGGGUUUGGAUAAACCUGACCUUGCUUCCCUGCAAUCAUAAUUUCUGGACUCGUAUGUAUUUUUUCCAAAGCGCUUCCCAGAACUGCUCAGAACAUACCUAUUAAUCAGUAGUAGUAGGCUGAAGCCUUUGUCAAAAAUGUAAUGAAUAGUUGAGCUUCAGAGAGAAGCAUGUCAUGUUUUUAUAAUAUCUCUUCAAAUGAAAUUUUGCACCUUUUGCAUUGAGCAAAAUACUAGAUUAAUUGCUAUUAGGUGGUUAAAACCAAACUGAUUUUUAAGGUGUCAUGUAGUGCGCUGUUAAUUUUUUACGUAAUGAAGUGUGUUGACUGUGGAAUAAGCGAAUCUCGUUUUGUCUUUUUAAUUUUGUUUUUGAAUACUUUUGAGAAUGGUUUGACAUGGUUUAAACACCAAAAAGGACCUUCACACAAGACUUUGUGAUAAUGAAAGGGAAAAAAAGGCAUUGUUAACCUUCUGUCAGUGAUAGUUCACUCGGUCAGAGUUCUUUAAAAAAAAAAAAAAAAAAAAAGGAAGGACACCGAUGUAUGUACAAAUAUACAUCGCAAUUUACCUGGGGUUCAAACUCAUUUGCUGCUGGGUUUUUUUAACAAUAAACUGCAAAACUUUGCUACUGA
Myxocyprinus asiaticus (Chinese sucker) is the source of this 2259-nucleotide messenger RNA. Its product is annotated as adenylosuccinate synthetase isozyme 2-like. Lineage: Eukaryota; Metazoa; Chordata; Actinopteri; Cypriniformes; Catostomidae. The transcript is spliced from 13 exons. The record is from RefSeq and is a predicted model, not a curated record. Gene Ontology annotation, cellular component: cytoplasm. Bases 37 to 1449 code for a protein of 470 amino acids. Gene Ontology annotation, molecular function: GTP binding; adenylosuccinate synthase activity. Gene Ontology annotation, biological process: 'de novo' AMP biosynthetic process; IMP metabolic process.